Saccostrea cuccullata (small rock oyster) is the source of this 732-nucleotide messenger RNA. RefSeq names its product DNA replication factor Cdt1-like. The transcript has 5 exons. Gene Ontology annotation, cellular component: nucleus. Gene Ontology annotation, molecular function: DNA binding; DNA polymerase binding. NCBI's taxonomy places the organism in Eukaryota, Metazoa, Mollusca, Bivalvia, Ostreida, Ostreidae. The record is from RefSeq and is a predicted model, not a curated record. Gene Ontology annotation, biological process: DNA replication checkpoint signaling; mitotic cell cycle; DNA replication preinitiation complex assembly.
AUGAAAGACCCAGGCCUCGAGAAAGCGUACCCGACAAAGCAAGAGUCCGAGAAUAAGUUAACAACAAAGUCAGGUAGACCCUGUUUUGCUGCGAAAGACAUUCUUCAGAGGAAAACCACAUUCCAUAACAAGUUGAUCUCAAUUGUCAUGAAACACCAUAAGAAAUUUUUGUCCUCUCUAUCUCGACCCCUUUCUGUCCCUGAAGACAAAAUCACAAGGUGGCAUCCAAAGUUUUCCCUGGACGAGGUUCCAGAUAUUCCUGUUGACAGCCUGCCAGAAGCUCCGUAUGUGAAGAAGUACCAGUCAGCUCUAGACGUCCUGGAGGAUAACAAAGCCAGGCUUCCAGACAGGGUAAAGAAGGCCCUUAAUUCAGUAGCCAUGGAAAACACAAAAAAGGAGCCCAGUAACUCACCAGAGCCAUCAGCAGCUAAGAAUUUACCUCAGCUGCAGGGAAUUCCUCAGUCCCUAUUGGAGAAGAUUCGAGCUCGAGAAGCAAAGUAGCAGGAAAUUGCGAUGAUGCGUGACCCUGUGGAGGACAAAAGGUCACUGAUGAUCCAGCGUCUCCCUGAGAUGAUGAGAAUCCUCAGGGCCCACUUUGUGACGGAAAAGAAACCAGCUCUUACAAUGGAAAAUAUAGUACAGAAACUCACCGACAGCUACAAGACAACAAGAACCUGUAGAGUGGGUAUAAAGACCCUGGUGAUGAGUAUUACAAACCCUGGUGAUGGGUAA